AUUAACAAGUGGGCCAGGAAGCUAUAUUUCAGCUGGGAAGUCUGACCAUAACAUUUGCAUGCCGCUCCUGCGUACACGUUGUUCAGAGCAGGACGGGAGGCGAAUGGGAGCUGCUCUCUGUGCUGUCGAUGGAUUUCAGCUUCGCUCGGCUUCACACAGGCUCUUUGCUGCUGUUUUAAGACCAUGGAAAACCUGGAAUGAUCUAAACCAGCCACAUGACUCAAGUGACGUGGAUCCGGUUCAGCUCUCGUUAAGGGGGACAGCUUCAGCUCAGGACUUCAGAGCACUCUGAACCUCUCAGAGUGAUGGCUAUGCUCAACCUGUGGAACGACGACCCAGAGGAGAUUCUGUUAGACUUGGGAUUUGGCUGCGAUGAACCUGACCUCUCGGGACGCAUCCCGGCUCGAUUCAUCAAUCAUCAGUCUCACGCAAGAGGAAUAAACCUCCAGGUGUUUCUAGAGGCCCAGAAGAACCGGCUGGACCUCGAGAACCCAGAUGUCAGCAGUCGUUUCAGGCAGCUGGAGGUUCUCCAGCAGGUGACCACAGCGUUCACCUGCUUGGUGGGACCUUUAUCCUCCCCUCUAAGAUCAAGACCUGACCUGCCUCCAGAGGCCCAGGAGAGGAGGAGGCGCAUGGGCAUGCUGUUCAGGCGAGCAUCGAAGAAGUCACUCAGGCAAAUGCACAACUAUAAAAGCCAGGACCUAAACACAGCAAGGCUUAGAGACAGCAAAGCCCCCUUAAAAAGAGACAAAUCUGGAUCUAUGGAGAUUCCCCUGACAGAGGAGCAAGAAGCUGAGUCCCAGCCUCAACUGGAUUCUUCCAAAGCCCAGACAGGAACACUCGGCUCUGCAUCCAUGAUGGACGGCGCCCCCCCGGCACACAGCUCUGUACCUCGGAGGAAAACGAGCCCAGGGCAGGCUAGGGACUCAUUUGAAAUGGAAGAGGCAAGUUAAAGGAAAAUAUCUUGUAGCAGAACUUUUUGUA
Molecule: messenger RNA, 984 nt
Organism: Mugil cephalus (flathead mullet)
Lineage: Eukaryota; Metazoa; Chordata; Actinopteri; Mugiliformes; Mugilidae
Gene: itprid1
Product: ITPR interacting domain containing 1
Exons: 4
Coding region: 306-953 (215 amino acids)
Molecular function (GO): signaling receptor binding
Source: RefSeq, a predicted model, not a curated record